This is a messenger RNA of Cryptotermes secundus, 1834 nucleotides long. RefSeq lists its product as uncharacterized. Bases 135 to 845 code for a protein of 236 amino acids. The record is from RefSeq and is a predicted model, not a curated record. Gene Ontology annotation, molecular function: nucleic acid binding; zinc ion binding. NCBI's taxonomy places the organism in Eukaryota, Metazoa, Arthropoda, Insecta, Blattodea, Kalotermitidae. The transcript is spliced from 3 exons.
AUGUAACGUGUAAAGUGCAUACAUGCUUUGUUUCUAUUACAGAGAAGCAGUGCUUCUCCUCUUGUUUAUUAAUAAUAAACCGUAAGGACAUGUUAAUAACUGAAGUGUAGCGUUUUUACUAUAACAGGUUAUGCAUGUUCGAGAGAAAUUUUGUAAAAUUUCCGAUUCAAGAAACAGUGAAAGAAGUUGAGAAUUUUACACAGGAGGCCUCUGUUGCAAGACAUAACUGGAAGCCAAAAUCAAAGAAAAACGACACAUGCAAUUACUGUAAAAGAAAAGGACACUGGGUGAAAACUUGCAAGAAGUGGAUACGUGAUGGCUGUCCUCAAAGAGGAAAUCAAGAAAAAGAAAGUAGUAAAGACAGUGCUCAAGUAAUAAUUGGAACAGUAGCUUCUGAUUGUGAGAUUUGCUCUACAGUUGAGGUUAAGGGUACAGAGUGGUGGAUUGACAAUGGUGCUACAAAACACAUGACAAAUUGUUCCAAGUACUUCAUAAAUUUUGAAGGGUUUGAGAAGCCAAAGGACAUUAUUCAAGCAGGUCAAGCUCCGCUACAAGCAGUUGGGGCUGGAGACAUGAAAGUGAAGUCAGACCUAGGAAACAAGAAUAAAAUGUUGUUACUAAAGAAUGUGUUAUUUGUGCCUGACCUUGUCAAGAAUCUUUUUUCUGUCCUAACAGCUCAUGAAGCCAACCCAUCAAGUAGAUUCAUAUCAGGUAUUAACACAUGCAGUUUGCAAGUCCAUGGAGAGGAGAUAGUAAAAGGAAAGCGUUCCACAGGAGGUGGAUUGUACAAAGCCCUAAUUGAGCCUGUUAUGCCAGAGCGACAAAUUGAAGAAGAAACGAAGUGACAAUUCAAGGAGAACUCUUAUCUGCAGAUGUGUGUGGUCCAUUCAAACCAACCUUUCAAGGAAAGAGGUAUGUUGCACUAUUUAAGGAUAAUUACUCUAGAUACAGAUAUGUGUAUUUGUUGAAGGAAAAAUCAGAAGUGGAAAGUAUCUUAACAGAUGUGAUACGGAAGGCAAAGGCCUUAGGACAUGUUGUGCAUGAAUUCCUCAGUGAUAAUGGAGGAGAAUUUGAUAAUGAGAAGGUUAGGAAUGUUCUCAACAAAAAUGGUAUAGUUCAUCGGCUAACAGCUCCCUAUACGCCUGAACAGAACGGGAAUACCGAGCGUGAAAACCGCACAGUUAUUGAGAUGGCAAGGACACUUAUGUAUGCAAACAAGGAAACAGAAUUCCCAGAAGAAAUUUGGGGUGAGUUGGUAAAUACGGCAGUGUAUAUUUUAAAUAGAACAGGAAAGUCAAAGGAAGAAGGGAAAAGCCCCUAUGAACUCUGGAUCAAGAAAAAGCCGCGUUUGAAACACUUCAGGAUAAUUGGAACCCCUUGUUAUGUACAUAUACCGAAACAAAGAAGAACCAAGAUGGAUAGAAAAGCAGUUAAAGGGUACUUAGUGGGUUACGACGGUGAUGAGAGAUACAGAGUGUGGAUAAAAGGCACAAGGUCAAUAGCACUGUCAAGAGAUGUGGUAUUCGAAGAGAAUCCAAUAAGAUGCAUCAAAUCUCAUGAAGACUCUAAAUCCGAGACAGGUGACAGCUUUAGCACUGGAGCUUUAGAAAACACAAGUGGUCAGUCGGAUUAUGAAGAUGAGACUCAAAGUGAAGAUAGUGAAGAGGUGCAAUCAGAAGAUCCAAAAACUCGCUCUUUAAGAGAUAGAACUACCUUAAAGAAACCAUCCCACCUAGAAGACUAUGUUAUGAUAUCAGAAGUGUUAAAUGAAAGGUUCAACCCCGAGACAUACGAAGAGGCAAUUUCUUGUAAAGAAAAGGAGAAGUGGAAGGAA